GGAACAAGACCUCGCGGGCGCGCACCUGCAGACGAACCAGAUGCAAAAAAUCAUGGAGAAGCCAGAAAUUGAGCAGCAGUUGAAGAAGUGCGAGGACGAACUGCUUUCGAUGGAGGCGGACAUGCGGGAACAGCAGAACAUCGCAAAACACUCGGAGGAGCGGGCGGAAAACCGAAACGUGCUGACCACAGCCGACAAGUCGGAAAUGACCGCCAGGCAGAAAGCCCGGGCAAGGCUGAAGGCGAAUCGGAAGUGAUUGGAUUCAUCACAUUCUGGUCGUGAUAAAUGAUUUCUUGUCGUGGGCCGCCAAAGAGUUUUUGCGUAAUUAUACUGUAGAAUAAUUUAGUACAACAUCUUCGACAGCGCAAGACCAAGACAAGAUCUAGCUGCACCAGCCUUGCGAAGAACACUCGAAAACAUCAGCAGGUUCUUUCGAGUUUGUAUAAAAUCGAUAUAAUUUCAUAUCAAUAAAUCGAUGUCACUACAUCAAUCAGAAUCGCUGUCGCCGACAUUAUUUGGGCGGAAACUUACCUACGGAGAACGUUGCCGCUGCACGCGCAGAGAUACUUUGGAUGACCGGAAACACGAGGCCGCUACUUCUCUUAUCCCAAAGAAAAAAGCCGACAGGUCAGAAAAAAAGUAAUUAAAUAAUAACUGUCAUUGUCAACAAUAAAAGCAAAACAAAACAACAAAAAAAAUUGCCGCCAUACCAUGCGGAUUAGCUUCAGGACAGAUCAGCAAUCCGCGCGAAUCACGGUGGGACUGUUAUUGUCAACAAUAAAAGCAAAACAAAACAACAAGAAUAAACUGCCGCCAUACCAUUCGGAUUAGCUUCAGGACAGAUCAGCAACCCGCGCGAAUCAGGGCGGGACGGCGAUCGCCUGCUUUUUUUAUUUUUGCGACGAAUUUCGCCCAUUCGCGCCAUACCGUGCGGGCUGGGUUUCGUAGGGGGUUGCCGGGCUGGGUUUCGUAGGGGGUUGCCGGUUUCGCCAAUCCGCACGGCACGGCGCCCGCAGUCGGUUUUGCGGCUUUUGCGGAUUUCCUAUGUUCGCGCCAUAGCGUGCGGGCUGGCUUUCUGGCGAAGCUGCCGGCUUCGCGAAUCCGCACGGCACGGCGGUCGCGGUUAGUUUUUUAAAUUUUGGCGAGUUUUUUUGUUUCGCGCCAUACCGUGCGGGCUGGGCUUCGUACGGGGUUGCCGGUUUCGCCAAUCCGCACGGCACGGCGUCCGCCGUCGGUUUUGCGACUUUUUGCAAAUUUUUGCUGUUCGCGCCAUAGCGUGCGGGCUGGCUUUCUGGCGAAGCUGCCGGCUUCGCAAAUCCGCAUGGCGCGGCGGCCGCGGUUAGUUUUGUGAAUUUUGGCGAUUUUUUUUCUUUCGCGCCCUACCGCGCGGGCUGGGCUUCGUAAGAGGUUGCCGGCUUCGCCAAUCCGCACGGCACGGCGCCCGCAGUCGGUUUUGGGACUUUUGGCGAAUUUCCUUUGUUCGCGCCAUACCGUGCGGGCUGGCUUUCUGGCGAAGCUGCCGGCUUCGCGAAUCCGCACGGCACGGCGGCCGCAAUUAAUUUUGUAAAUUUUGUCGGGUUUUUUCCUUUCGCGCCAUACCGUGCGGGCUGGCCUUCGGGCGAAGUUGCCGGCUUCGCGCAUCCGCAUGGAACGGCGGCCGCAAUUAGUUUUGCGAAUUUUGGCGAGUUUUUUGCCUUCACGCCAUACCGUGCGGGCUGGCGGUCGCAAGAGGGUGCCGGCGUCGCGAAUCCGCACGGCACGGCGAUCGCAAUUAUCGCUCCAAAAUAGGAAGGCAGGAGCUUGGAAACCGUCGAAGAUUUUGCCAGCUUUGCGAAUGUUCCCGAAUGUCCGGAGUCGCCGGAUUCAGAGGCGGCGAGGCGUCAAACCCUCGCCAAGCUUUUCAACUUUUGGGAAUGCCAAAAAUGCGACCCCCUCCUCUAUCUGCGGAAGCUGGCAUACUUCAAGCAAAUUGCUCCCGCUUCUGGUAAUUUUUGCCGAGUUCGUCCGCGGAUACUUUCGAAUAUUCGGAAUCGCUUCAAAAUAGGCAGGCAGGAGUUUGGAAACUGUCGAAGGUUUUGCCAGCUUUUCGAAUAUUCCCGAAUAUUCGGAAUCGCCGGAAUCAGAGGCGGCGAGACUUCAAAUCCUUGCCAAGUUUUUCAACAAUUGGGAAUGCCAAAAAUGCGACCCCCGCCUCUAUCUGCGGAAACUGACAUACUCAAAAUAAAUUACUUCCUCUUCUGGAAAUUUUUGCCGAGUUCGUCCGCGGAUACUUUCGAAUAUUCGGAAUCGCUUCAAAAUAGGCAGGCAGGAGUUUGGAAACUGUCGAAGGUUUUGCCAGCUUUUCGAAUAUUCCCGAAUAUUCGGAAUCGCCGGAAUCAGAGGCGGCGAGACUUCAAAUCCUUGCCAAGUUUUUCAACAAUUGGGAAUGCCAAAAAUGCGACCCCCGCCUCUAUCUGCGGAAACUGACAUACUCAAAAUAAAUUACUUCCUCUUCUGGAAAUUUUUGCCGAGUUCGUCCGCGGAUACUUUCGAAUAUUCGGAAUCGCUUCAAAAUAGGCAGGCAGGAGUUUGGAAACUGUCGAAGGUUUUGCCAGCUUUUCGAAUAUUCCCGAAUAUUCGGAAUCGCCGGAAUCAGAGGCGGCGAGACUUCAAAUCCUUGCCAAGUUUUUCAACAAUUGGGAACGCCAAAAAUGCGACCCCCGCCUCUAUCUGCGGAAACUGACAUACUCAAAAUAAAUUACUUCCUCUUCUGGAAAUUUUUGCCGAGUUCGUCCGCGGAUACUUUCGAAUAUUCGGAAUCGCUUCAAAAUAGGCAGGCAGGAGUUUGGAAACUGUCGAAGGUUUUGCCAGCUUUUCGAAUAUUCCCGAAUAUUCGGAAUCGCCGGAAUCAGAGGCGGCGAGACUUCAAAUCCUUGCCAAGUUUUUCAACAAUUGGGAAUGCCAAAAAUGCGACCCCCGCCUCUAUCUGCGGAAACUGACAUACUCAAAAUAAAUUACUUCCUCUUCUGGAAAUUUUUGCCGAGUUCGUCCGCGGAUACUUUCGAAUAUUCGGAAUCGCUUCAAAAUAGGCAGGCAGGAGUUUGGAAACUGUCGAAGGUUUUGCCAGCUUUUCGAAUAUUCCCGAAUAUUCGGAAUCGCCGGAAUCAGAGGCGGCGAGACUUCAAAUCCUUGCCAAGUUUUUCAACAAUUGGGAACGCCAAAAAUGCGACCCCCGCCUCUAUCUGCGGAAACUGACAUACUCAAAAUAAAUUACUUCCUCUUCUGGAAAUUUUUGCCGAGUUCGUCCGCGGAUACUUUCGAAUAUUCGGAAUCGCUUCAAAAUAGGCAGGCAGGAGUUUGGAAACUGUCGAAGGUUUUGCCAGCUUUUCGAAUAUUCCCGAAUAUUCGGAAUCGCCGGAAUCAGAGGCGGCGAGACUUCAAAUCCUUGCCAAGUUUUUCAACAAUUGGGAACGCCAAAAAUGCGACCCCCGCCUCUAUCUGCGGAAACUGACAUACUCAAAAUAAAUUACUUCCUCUUCUGGAAAUUUUUGCCGAGUUCGUCCGCGGAUACUUUCGAAUAUUCGGAAUCGCUUCAAAAUAGGCAGGCAGGAGUUUGGAAACUGUCGAAGGUUUUGCCAGCUUUUCGAAUAUUCCCGAAUAUUCGGAAUCGCCGGAAUCAGAGGCGGCGAGACUUCAAAUCCUUGCCAAGUUUUUCAACAAUUGGGAACGCCAAAAAUGCGACCCCCGCCUCUAUCUGCGGAAACUGACAUACUCAAAAUAAAUUACUUCCUCUUCUGGAAAUUUUUGCCGAGUUCGUCCGCGGAUACUUUCGAAUAUUCGGAAUCGCUUCAAAAUAGGCAGGCAGGAGUUUGGAAACUGUCGAAGGUUUUGCCAGCUUUUCGAAUAUUCCCGAAUAUUCGGAAUCGCCGGAAUCAGAGGCGGCGAGACUUCAAAUCCUUGCCAAGUUUUUCAACAAUUGGGAACGCCAAAAAUGCGACCCCCGCCUCUAUCUGCGGAAACUGACAUACUCAAAAUAAAUUACUUCCUCUUCUGGAAAUUUUUGCCGAGUUCGUCCGCGGAUACUUUCGAAUAUUCGGAAUCGCUUCAAAAUAGGCAGGCAGGAGUUUGGAAACUGUCGAAGGUUUUGCCAGCUUUUCGAAUAUUCCCGAAUAUUCGGAAUCGCCGGAAUCAGAGGCGGCGAGACUUCAAAUCCUUGCCAAGUUUUUCAACAAUUGGGAGCGCCAAAAAUGCGACCCCCGCCUCUAUCUGCGGAAACUGACAUACUCAAAGUAAAUUACUUCCUCUUCUGGAAAUUUUUGCCGAGUUCGUCCGCGGAUGCUUUCGAAUAUUCGGAAUCGCUUCAAAAUAGGCAGGCAGGAGUUUGGAAACUGUCGAAGGUUUUGCCAGCUUUUCGAAUAUUCCCGAAUAUUCGGAAUCGCCGGAAUCAGAGGCGGCGAGACUUCAAAUCCUUGCCAAGUUUUUCAACAAUUGGGAGCGCCAAAAAUGCGACCCCCGCCUCUAUCUGCGGAAACUGACAUACUCAAAGUAAAUUACUUCCUCUUCUGGAAAUUUUUGCCGAGUUCGUCCGCGGAUGCUUUCGAAUAUUCGGAAUCGCUUCAAAAUAGGCAGGCAGGAGUUUGGAAACUGUCGAAGGUUUUGCCAGCUUUUCGAAUGUUCUCGAAUAUUCGGAAUCGCCGGAAUCAGAGGCGGCGAGGCUUCAAAUCCUUGCCAAGUUUUUCAACAAUUGGGAGUGCCAAAAAUGCGACCCCCGCCUCUAUCUGCGGAAACUGACAUACUUAAAAUAAAUUACUUCCUCUUCUGGAAAUUUUUGCCGAGUUCGUCCGCGGAUACUUUCGAGUAUUCGGAAUCGCAUCAAAAUAGGCAGGCAGGAGUUUGGGAAGUGCCGAAGGUUUUGCCAGCUUUUCGAAUAUUCCGAAUAUUCUCGAAUAUUCGGAAUCGCCGGAAUCAGAGGCGGCGAGAAUAGAAAUCCUUGCCAGGUUUUUCAACGCUUGGGAAUGCCAAAAGUGCGGCCCCCAUCUCUAUCUGCGGAAGCUGACAUACUUAAAAUUAAUAUAUUGCUUCGCCCUCUGGAAGUUUUGCCGAGUUCGUCCGCGGAUACUUCCGAAUAUUCGGAAUCGCCCGAAUCAGAGGCGGCGAGGCUUCAAAUCCUUGCCAAGUUUUUCAACGCUUGGGAAUGCCAGAGAUGGUAUGGCGCGAAAAAAAAAACCCGCCAAAAUUUACAAAACUAAUUUCGGCCGCCGUGCCGCGCGGAUUCGCGAAGCCGGCAGCUUCACCAGAAAGCCAGCCCACACGCUAUGGCGCGAACAAAGAAAAUCCGCCAAAAGUCGCAAAACCGACUGCGGGCGCCGUGCCGUGCGGAUUGACGAAGCCGGCAACCUCUUACGAAGCCCAUGGCGCGAAAGGAAAAAACCCGCCAAAAUUUACAAAACUAAUUGCGGCCGCCGCGCCGUGCGGAUUUGCGAAGCCGGCAGCUUCGCCAGAAAGCCAGCCCGCGCGGUAUGGCGCGAGCAAAGGAAAUUCGCCAAAAGUCGCAAAACCGACUGCGGGCGCCGUGCCGUGCGGAUUGGCGAGGCCGGCAACCUCUUACGAACCUGCACGGUAAAGCGCAAAUGGGAAAACUCGCGGAAAUUUACAAAAAUAAUUGCGGCCGCCGUGCCGUGCGGAUUCGCGAAGCCGGCAGCGUCGCCAGAAAGCCAGCCCGCACGGUAUGGCGCGAACAUAGAAAAUUCGCCAAAAGUCGCGAAACCACUUGCGGGCGCCUUGCCAUGCGGUUUGGCGAAUUCGGCAAACUCUUACGAAGCCCAGCCCGCACGGUAUGACGCGGAACAAAAAAGCUCGCCAAAAUUUGCAAAACUAAUUGCGACAGCCGUGCCGUGCGGAUUCGCGAAGCCGGCAGCUUCACCAGAAAGCCAGCCCGCACGCCAUGGCGCGAACGUAAAAAAUUUGCAAAAAAUGGCGAGACCGACUGCGGGCGCCGUGCCGUGCGGAUUGGCGAAACCGGCAACCCCUUACGAACCCCAGCCCGCACGGCAUGGCGCGAAUAAGCGAAAUUCGCCACAGAAAUGAUUUAGGCGGGCGAUCACCGUCCCACCGUGAUUCGCGCGGAUUGCUGAUCUAUCCUGAAGCUAAUCCGCAUGGUAUGGCGGCAAUUUUUUUUGUGGUUUUUUUUUGCUUUUAUUGUUGACAAUAACAGUUAUUAUUUAAUUAUUUUUUUUCUGACCUGUCGGCUUUUUUCUUUGGGAUAUCUCUUAGUUUGUACAAGAGCCACAACGUCGAAAGUCGACUUCGCCAUGAGCGUCGUCACUUAAACACAUCGACAUCCACAUGCAUUCCUAUUCGUAGUCCCUGCUGCUUGCGGCACAAACGUAAUAUUCUUUCACCGCAGGAUGAGGGGAAGACGAAACAUUACCAAUCGGUUUUCAUUUUCAAAAAACGAGGACCUGCUCGAGAGGAACUCCUUGCUGGUACUCUUUAUUGAGUAGCGCACCGAGUUUGUUUCGUAUACUACAAUCUUUCACACGGUACAAUCCAAUAUGCAUUUUUCAAAUCUUCAAUUAAAGUUUGCAAGCUGGCGAGUUGUAGACAGCAUAUUUACUGUUAGCAACAUUAUAGCAAUGUACAACAACUUGGACGGUACCAGAGUUGAUGGUGGAGACGUAAAAACGGACGAGACAGCCCCGAACACAUGAAAUGUGUGGUUUUGGCGAGACCGAGAGCUUGAUGUUGAGGCAGUAGUAGAGCAAAUUUUGACCAUUACUCAGCGUCAGCGUACAUCACGACUACAAAGUACAACAGCAAGUACACUACGUUUUCUUUUGUUGCAUGUUUUGCAUGUGCAGCUUUCGCCAUUGUGGCUUUCGAAGAUCAUGAGCUUGCUGCAGGACGACACGAUGAAGAUUUUGCCGUGUGCUUGAUUCCACACAGUUAGCUAAAUGACAUAACCCAGAGCUGCAGGCAUUUUGCUAUUGGAUUUGAGCAGGAGCACCCGCAUUGUUUUCGAACAAUUUUCACGUAUUCGAAAUGAGAUUGACCUCGAGGAUUGAUGGCCUACGCCUAUCGUAAAGGGAAACAAUACGUAAGUUGUACUAGAUUUCAUGGUUGUAUAUCACACGCAUAUGAAUAUCAUCACGAAGCAUUCAAG
Molecule: messenger RNA, 7141 nt
Organism: Amoebophrya sp. A120
Lineage: Eukaryota; Dinophyceae; Syndiniales; Amoebophryaceae
Source: the annotation of a GenBank genome assembly